AUGUCCGACCAAGAAAGACCAGGAUCUUCUAAGGAGCACACUGACCUUGGAAGCAAUAGCAAGGGCUCUGAAGAGCGUGCUGAACAAGAUGUAACUGCUGGAAGCCAUGCAACCGUGCUUCCAGCGAGUUCGGAUGAUGCCUCCAGCGAAUACACAUCCGAAUCGGGCUCCGAUGAUAACGCUGUAUCAUCGAAUGCAUCUUCAUCGGAGCCGGUCGUACAAGGUGGUCGCCGCAAAUUCUCGUUCGAAGUCGGCCCCGAUGGCCUCUCCAUGCCAUCAAGCGCCGCUCCGCCGGUCUUGUCCAGGAACGACCCCUACGAAGGAUUACCACGCCCUCCGUUUGGGUUUGCUGGACGAGACGCUCUGGCUAGCGACGGGUUAAGCAUCCACUCGCUUGACAUAUCACGCCCGCAGACUCCUCUCCGCAGGAGGGGUGCUGUCCGCCGGACCAGGACCGCGUCGUCCCGUAUGGGCGGGGCGACGGAACCCGAUGAUGACAGGGCUCCGAGGGAAUAUACUUCAUUCCCUUUCCCGGAGCCGUUUCUGCCGGAGUCACCUGCCGUGGAGGAACUCCGUAGCGCGUGGCUAGGGUUACAAAACCGAGACAGGAUGAACAGCUCACCUCUCUCUCGGCCGGGUACCUCCAAUGAUUCUAUAAACUCAAAGUAG
Molecule: messenger RNA, 669 nt
Organism: Daldinia caldariorum
Lineage: Eukaryota; Fungi; Ascomycota; Sordariomycetes; Xylariales; Hypoxylaceae
Exons: 1
Coding region: 1-669 (222 amino acids)
Source: RefSeq, a predicted model, not a curated record